AAACAUUAAAGGGGUGCAUUUUUGCAAGAAUGGUGGUUGUUACCAAGGGAUGAUAAGCCGUCAACUUGUGAUACUCACUGUUAGUCCCUGCCUCAGUCCAAAUCAAGUCUUCUCUUGGAGUACUAACUUUGUAAGCUAGUACAACAUAGGAAGAAUGCCGUCCCUCCGCCCUUUCAUCUUGGUCGGCCUUGUGCUCGUGAUCUCAAUCUGUCUGAGUGAGGAGGCAACACAACGGUGUAAGCAAGUUAAAUUUCACCAAUACACGGCUACCAUGUGUUGCAAGGAUGGUCGUAAAACGCCGUUGUGCAGCACCCCUCUUGACGAAAGGGAACUUUACUGCUUCUGUUGCCAACAGGAUUACAAGCUCGCCCAAUGCGGCAGAGACCACAAUGGUCAAUAUGUGUGCAAGUGCAUACCAGAGCAAGGACUUAGCGGAGAGGCUGAAAAUACAACACCUGCCAAAAUAGAGGAAUGCCGCGAAAGCAAUGGGAAGCGGAGUCUGAAAUUCCGAUGUGACAAUCGCCUUUUUCAGUAAACGCUUUCACUAAAGCACUCUUAGUGGGGCACGUAUUAUACAUGUAAAAGCAAUGACAACGUAAUAAUGAAAUAUUUUGGAUCAUUUAAGCUAGGGGAAGACAAAAGAUUUAUCUAUUUGCCUGUAGCCAGCAUAAUUGUGAAAUAUUAUUAAAAAAGUGAUGGGAGAUU
Molecule: messenger RNA, 705 nt
Organism: Nematostella vectensis (starlet sea anemone)
Lineage: Eukaryota; Metazoa; Cnidaria; Anthozoa; Actiniaria; Edwardsiidae
Exons: 5
Coding region: 155-535 (126 amino acids)
Source: RefSeq, a predicted model, not a curated record